CCCCGCCGCCCGCCCCGGCCCGGAACAUGGCUGCGCGCCCCGCCGCCACCCUCGCCUGGUCGCUGCUGCUCCUCUCCUCGGCCCUGCUCCGCGGCAGCUGCCGGGCGCGCUUCGCCGCCGAGCCGGACUCGGAGGACGACGAAGAGGAGGCGGUGGCUUUUCCCGAGUCGCCCUUGCAGAGACCCACGGUGCUAGUGGCCGUCCUCGCCGCAACGCUGCGCACACGCUGCCUCACUUCCUCGGCUGUCUGGAGCGGCUGGACUACCCCAAGAGCAGGAUGGACAUCUGAUCUGUGAACGACAAUGGCAAUUGCAGAGAACAUAUACUCGGGACAACCAUCCUCUACAACAAGUUAUAGUAAAUUUCAAACAUGC
Messenger RNA from Cynocephalus volans (Philippine flying lemur), 374 nucleotides. RefSeq names its product procollagen galactosyltransferase 2-like. NCBI's taxonomy places the organism in Eukaryota, Metazoa, Chordata, Mammalia, Dermoptera, Cynocephalidae. Bases 27 to 296 code for a protein of 89 amino acids. The transcript is spliced from 2 exons. The record is from RefSeq and is a predicted model, not a curated record.